Molecule: messenger RNA, 4707 nt
Organism: Gordionus sp. m RMFG-2023
Lineage: Eukaryota; Metazoa; Nematomorpha; Gordioida; Chordodea; Parachordodidae
Exons: 26
Coding region: 67-4113 (1348 amino acids)
Biological process (GO): protein deubiquitination
Molecular function (GO): cysteine-type deubiquitinase activity
Source: RefSeq, a predicted model, not a curated record
AUUAAAUAUCCUCAAGAAAUUGAUAGCUUAAAAUUAAUCUAUAAAUCCACACAUAUUAAUACAAACAUGGGAAUGAUUAAUGAAUUAACUAAUGCUCUGCCAUUUAAAAAUACAAACAAGAAUGGAUUUCUCUCUAAUGAAAUUCUAAUUAAAAAUAUAAAAAUUUUCCAAUCCACCGAAACAUUUACGAUCGACAUAACUUUAUCCCCAUCCAUCGAAUCUUCGCAAAUCAACGUGAAAAUCUUGUCCCAAGUUUGCUCCGUCAAAAUAGCUGAAUCGACUUGGAAAUACACCUAUCCUCAUGCCGUGAAUCUAAGCUCAAGCUCGUAUGCGUUCGACCCCCUCAAACAAUCCCUCAUUAUACACCUCACAAAAGAGCAUCCAUCCAAACUGUGGCCCAUACCAAACGAAUUUCUCCACUCGAGCUCUUCCAGCACCGGAACUGGGUCGCAUUCUCAUUUGCAGAUAUCCAAUACGGAUUCAGGGCCUCGCGGGGAUCAAGGAAAUUCGCCCACCGCAUCUCCCCUUAAAGAUGGGUCAUCGUCAGGCCUCGAUACUGGAACAUUGGAUAAUAAAAUGGAGCUAUCUGACCGAACUUUUUUGACGAUGAUACCCUCAUCACCUCUAAAGUCUGCCCAACACGAUAACGACAAUUUUCGCGCUCAUCCAAACUCCCGCACUUUCGAUAUACCCAGGCUCAAGGUUCAAUGGUAUGAAAGGGAAAAAUGCGUUGGUCUUACGGUCAUCGUCAAAAAUUGCGUUUCCGCCGAUUGGGUGCUCACAAAUAACACUCACGGUUCUUUACCGAUCCUUACAAUUGUCCUGGAGAACUUCAAAUCCCGAAACGAUUUACUCCUUUUCCUCAGUUCUCACCGUAUGCAGAACGCGCUGGAUGAUGACGAAAACUACAAUAAACAGCUGGACGACGCGAUUCGCGCCAAAAGAGACGGUAGCGGCGAUUGCGACGAGAAUCUGGCCUCCUCUACUUUGGGGAGUACUUCUAGGGUCGAUACCCGCGAGAGGUCCAAGUUUAGCUUCAGUGUUCAACUGAAGGGUGUCGUGGUAGCCGAGACCGUGAAGAUGAGCUUCUACAAGGAGAACAUUAAGAUCGACCUCAACAAGGCUCCCCCUAUGCCACUUACCUCCUCGAAUCAUAAUAGUAGUUCUUCAAGUAAUAGAUGUGGCAAUAGCGGUAUAAAUCACCAUUCUUGGGAUCUGAACACCAUUCCACACGAUUUGCUUAAUCAUAUAUAUAAGGACCUAUUCGUCGACGGUUUAGACGACCAUCCAUUACGACAUCAGCAGAAAUUUAAAUCCGCUUCCGAAUGUCUCGGGAAGACGAAAUCCAAAGAUGUUUUCGCGUUUCCAACUUACAAAACGUACGAUAAAGAGUCGAGGAUGUUAUCGAAUAGUCCCAAAGUCUCGGAUGUCAUAGUUUUGCCGGAUGGCACGGAUACCUACUCAUCAUACGACGGGAGGAAAAGCGGAAUGUCUGGCAGAAAUAGGUUGGAUCUCGCUGGUUACUGCGGCCUGAUAAAUUUGGGCAACACCUGCUUCAUGAAUUGUGUCAUACAAAUCUUGGCCAAUACGCCGGCCCUAAGGGACUACUUUCUGACCGGAUCCUUUAAAGGCGAGCUAAACACUGAAAACCCUUUAGGACUGAACGGCGAAUUGGCGUCGGCUUUCGCGGAACUCAUGAAGGACCUAUGGGGCGGAACCAACACGGCGGUAUCUCCUUUCAAAUUAAAGAGUUUGAUAUCCCUGAAAGCGAACCAGUUCUUGGGUUAUUCCCAGCACGACGCCCAGGAAUUUCUGGCUUUCCUAUUGGACGGAUUACACGAGGAUCUAAAUCGUAUCAAGAACAAACCUUACACCGCUCAAAUCGAAACGCGGGGUAGAUCCGACAUGGAAAUCGCCACCGAAACAUGGGACUACUACCUGAAGCGUAACGAUUCUUUCGUGAGCCACCUUUUUCUCGGUCAAUACAAAUCGCUUCUCAUAUGUCCGGAAUGCAAAACGAAAUCGACCACCUUCGAUCCGCUUCUCUACAUGACCCUUCCCUUGCCCGAAAAAAGCCACCCCGUGACGAUUCACUACUUUGACUUAGACUGUAGCAACAUGGCCGAUAGCGAUUCUCCCGUUCCUCUCAAAUACGUGUUUCGUAUGGCUUACGGAUCCAAAUUUCAAGCCGUGGCGGAAAGGAUAGAAGCCCACUCCAAAAAGCCCGCUAAAAAUAUAUCUUUUUUGGAGGUGGAAAAAAGCAAAUUCUGUCGCAAGCUCAACCACAACGACGAGAUAGCUAGCGUUCUCAUGAAUCGAGAAAUAUUGGCCUUCCAGAACUUGCCAAAUCAUUUCCACACGGAUUCUAACACUAGUUGGCACGGGGAAUUCAAGCAAAUACUAGUUAUUCAGAAUUUGCUAGAACAACCUGACUUGAGUCUCAGUCUAACGCCAAAUUAUUCGCCGAUCGAAGAUGUCAUCACUAGUCCGGCUAGCGAGCGUUCCAAAUCUGAUUCCGACGACGAGAUAAAUCAGAUGCAAAGUUGGGGCACCCCGUGUAGCGAAAAGACCGAUAAAAACGCCAGGACAUUCUCCCGCGAAGGGGCGCCAUUCACCGGACCCACUAAGGGUUAUUAUUUUGGUGGCAAUAGUAAUAAUCUGAAGCAAGGUCACACGGCCAGCUUGUCCCACCAGAACGCCGUAACGUUCGAGGACGUGCAAAGAGAUUUCGACGCCAGAGAAGGGGUAUACAACUCAAACAUACACCAGAAAACGGGGAACAACGAAUCCUGCCACGGCGAUAACGCGUCGAACCAUAUGAUCGAACAAGAUGGCGGUGAUUCCCAAUGGCGGAGGCGAAUGAUAGGCAAACCGUUCCUGUUGAACGUUCCCGCCGUGGGCUUAACUUUAUCCCGCCUCAAAAAGAUGGUGUCUAAAAUGGCAUGCCUUUCCGUUGGAUUCGAACCAUACCCUCCUUCCCUUGUACUUAACCUGUCUCAAACCUCCUCCUCCUCCUACCGCAAUUACAAUGCCAAUACAACUUCGUCCAAUGCCAGACCGGGCCUUAUGGGAGGCGUGUCUUUGAUAGAACGCAUGGAAACCAAUUUCUUCGAGAAAGCCACCAUUUACAACGACGAUAUAGACGCCACCAAAGACUCCCAAGGUUUCCCGGGGGAAGAACGCCCGGAAUUUGACAGGAGGGAGUUACCGAUUCGAGAUGCGACAGAAACUACUAACGUCAUCGAUGCCAGGGCCCCAACACCCGAUUCAGAAUUCUUUAUAGACUCCUCCAACGAUCCACCCUUCAGGCUCAGGAUCAAAGGAUCGGAUUACAAUUCACGAUCACCAGAGAAGGAUGCCAUUAUAGACGAAGGAACGGUCGAUUUAACCAAGGUUCAUUGCAUCAGCGUGGAAUGGAUGACCCAUUACUACCCGAACGCGGAAAGCGAUGAGCGCGCGUCACGCAAAAGUCAAUUUGGUUCUUACCUGACGCCCUCGAAUCCGGCCCAAAAUUAUAAGAUAUUCGACAAGGAAUUGGAACAAAACUGCCACUUUUGCGAACAGGAUGGAUGUAGUCCGUCUACCCGCGGUAGCAGGGAAUGUUCGGUGCCGUCGAACGACGAAAAUACCCUGCAUAAUUGUCUCAGGCUAUUUUCCAAGAAAGAAGUUUUGACCCCCGAGGAGGCCUGGUAUUGUCCCAAUUGCAAAACGCAUAGACAAGCCGAAAAAACGAUGUCGUUAUGGAAAUUUCCUCGCAUUCUGGUGAUCAUAUUCAAACGGUUUUCUUACGGAAAUCACUAUUGGCGGGAAAAAUUGGAUAAAUUGAUCACGUUCCCCAUCGAAAAUCUCGAUUUGCGAGACGUUUACGAGGGCCCCUCCACUAAGAAGCCCCUGUACGACCUUUACGGAGUCAUCAACCAUCACGGAACACUCCUGGGCGGACAUUACACCUCGUACGCUAGGAUAUUGGGUGAUGGGGGCGUUUCUCCUCCCCUCAACGCCAAACCAUUGGGUUGGAGAUCUUUCGACGAUAGUUUGGUGUCCGACAUUCGCGACGAAAAAUGUCUCAUAAGCUCCGCGUCUUACGUCCUUUUUUACAAAUUGAAAGAAUGAAGGCCAAUCUAAAUAACUUACUUAAAAAUUCCUAAAAAAGAGGAAGAUGCCGUCAUUUUUUGAUGCAAAAAAAUAAAAAACUGUUAUGUUUUUUAUAUUAACAAAACAAACAAUACUUUUCGAAGAUAUUUUUUUUAAAAAACGCUUUUUUUAAAAGUAAAUUUGUUUUUUCCCCCUGGAUGAGAAAUGGAACUUUAUAAAAAGUAUACAUUAUAAUAAAAUUAAUUAAUUAACCACUUCCCCUUACCCGUCCCCUACACACAUACGAAACUUAUAUAAUUAAGUAUAUCAAUUAAAACUAUUACCUAUUUUUUGCAUUUACUAUCAUACCUAUUUAAUUGAUUCUUUCAAACUAACAGUAAUGAAAAUAAUUAAAUAACGCGUUUCAUAUUAUAAGUUAUAUAACUAUAUUAUGAAACUAUUUUAAAAUUAUGAAGACUGUGAUUAAAAUUUUUUAUUUUAUUUUUUUUGAAAAAAUAAUUAAAUAAAAUAUAUAUAUAUAUAUGCUUGUUUAAAAUAAUUAAUGAAUCAAAACAAUUUUUUUUUGUUUUAUAUAUAUAUUGUAAAUAUUUUUAUCAUAUUUUAUAACCAUCC